AGAGAGUGCGAUGUCAGUAGCAUGUACCAGACCCUCUGUGAGAUAGCAACGAAAAAGACUAAUGACCCAGCAUGAGAAGCCCGUCAUUCCAAUAACAUGGACAAGUACGACAAGGUGAAGAAAAUUGGGGAAGGCUCAUUUGGAAAAGCCAUCCUGGUCACAUCAAAAGAGGAUGGGCGUCAAUACGUCAUCAAGGAGAUUGGCAUAUCUGGAAUGUCAAGUAAGGAGAGGCAGGAAUCUCGAAAAGAAGUUGCUGUACUUGCCAAUAUGAGCCAUCCCAACAUUGUCCAGUAUAAGGAGUCUUUUGAAGAGGGAGGUUGUCUGUAUAUUGUGAUGGACUACUGUGAGGGUGGAGACCUCUUCAAGAGGAUCAAUUCUCAGAAAGGAGUGCUUUUCUCAGAAGAGCAAAUCCUUAACUGGUUUGUGCAAAUUUGCUUGGCGCUGAAGCACAUACAUGAUAGAAAAAUUCUUCACAGGGACAUCAAAUCACAGAACAUAUUUUUGACAAAAGAUGGGACUGUACAACUUGGGGACUUUGGGAUUGCUAGAGUGCUGAACAGCACUGUAGAGCUGGCAAGAACAUGCAUAGGAACACCAUAUUACCUGUCACCAGAGAUCUGCGAAAAUAAACCAUAUAACAACAAAAGUGAUAUUUGGGCCCUAGGGUGUGUCCUAUAUGAAAUGUGCACUCUUAAGCAUGCAUUUGAAGCCGGCAACAUGAAAAACCUGGUUCUGAAAAUCAUCCGUGGAUCAUACCCCCCUGUGUCCGUUCACUAUUCCCAAGAACUGCGUUCCCUCUUGGCCCAGCUGUUUAAACGCAACCCCAGAGAAAGACCGUCAGUCAGCAGCAUACUAGACAAACCUUUCCUCUCCUGUAAGAUAGAAAAGUUCCUCACACCACAGAUUAUCGCUCAGGAAUUUCGCCAUACUUUUCUUCACAAGCAGCCUAAAGUGGGUGGGGUGCAGGGGCCACCAGCCAAGCGUCCUGCUCCUGGUUCCACAUCACUUGCUCCCGCCCAGAAGAUUACCAAACCAGCCACCAAAUACGGAGUGCCUUUAACAGUGAGGAAGGUGUCAGAUGCUGCCAAAAAGCCUGUGGAGAAAAAACCAGCUGUGAAGCAUAAACCGGCCCCUCUCCCAGCAGCCCCCCAGCGAAGAGUGAGUCAAGUGGCAGAAGAGAGGAAAAAACACGAGGAUGGUAUCAGAAAGAAAAGGAUGGAGCUAAUUGAGAAAGAGCGGAAACAGAGAGAGCAGAUGUUCCUUUUGAAAGCAGAGCAAAUGAAGAGAUAUGAAAAGGAAAAGAUCAAUAGAAUUAACCAAGCCAGAGAACAAGGCUGGAAGCACGUUUUGAGUUCAAGCGGAGGAAGUAGCCCAGAAAGAAAGUGCUUUGUAGGUGUUGGAAAGAGAGCUGCAGGUGUUGGCCCAUGCCAUGUCCCAAGCUCUGCUUCAGGUCCGACUCCAAACCCCUAUGAGCACUACCAUGCUCCACAUGACCAAAAAGUUAAACCACAGUCAAAAGACAGCAGCAGACAGGGAUCUUCAGCUGGAGCAGGCAGUCCUAAUCAUGUUCCAGCUGCUGCUGGCCCAGUGCUACCCAAUGGUCCUUCCCGACUUGUAAACCACAAUGCAAUCAAAAGAGAACUGCAGCGGCUCCAGCACGUUUCAAAACAAGCUCAAAUUAGUAGGCAGCGUGGUCAGGUGCCUCCUGAACGGGCCUAUCAGGUUGAGGAGUUUUUACAGCGUAAGAGAGAAGCCAUGCUGAACAAAGUCCGUGCUGAGGGACAGCUGGGUGCUCGGCAAAAUCUGGCAGCCAUCUAUGGAAGCCGGGCUGGUUCUGUUCGCUGCAGGAGACCGAGAGUCAACAAAGAGGAGGAGGAGUACUUGGCAAGACUGAGGCAGAUCCGCUUACAGAACUUCAAUGAGCGUCAGCAGAUCAAAGCCCGGCUCAGAGGAGAGAAGUAUGACAGUGAUGGUUCUGACAGCCAGGAAUCCAAUGAGGAGGCAGAGCUCAGGAGAAAGAAGAUAGAAGCUCUCAAAGCCCAAGCCAAUGCCCGUGCUGCUGUACUGAAAGAGCAACUGGAGAAGAAGAGAAAAGAAGCAUAUGAAAGAGAAAAGAAAGCGUGGGAGGAGCAUCUUGCAGCCCAGGGGGUGAAGGUUGGCAUGGCAGCAGGGAAUGUUUUGGUGGCAGCAGCAGCAACACCGUCACCUGCCUCUGACGGUCCUCUUCCACAACCUGCAUCCUCUCAGCCAGAUCCAGCUGCCAGAGCUCCAGCCCUGCCCACAUCCAAACCCUCAACCCCGGCCAUAUCUAUGACUGCCGCCCUGAAGAAUGUUGGAGCCAUCACUCCACUAAAAGAAAGCAUGCCUGAACCAGAGACUGCUACUGUCACCCAGAGUGAGAAAAAGCAGAUCCUGCGCAGACUAAACCAGAACCUCAAAGCCCAGAGCCCGGUAGAGGAGGUGGAGGAAACACAACCAGCCUUAGUCAAACCACAUCCAGAUCUCCAACAGAGUUGCUCUGAGAAAGAGAAACAUCCAACUUCAACUGCUGAUCAAAAUAAAGGGGAUGCUGCAGAACCACCUGUACUCCCCGUUGCUCAGACCUCAGUAGAAACAUGUGCCACCACUGCUGUAGCUACCUCAAUAGGACCAGAAGAAAGACCGUUCUCUGGUGGAGACAGAAAAAGGUGGGAACCUGGAGCUCCCCUGGUCCUCUCUGUCGCUCAACAAACUCUAGAGGAGACAUGCAUCUCCACCAUUGAUCAAACUGUAGGGGAUGUUUUACCAUUAAGUGCACUGCAGGGAGAUGUUCAGAGGAAAAUGUGGGGAGUAAAUCCAGAUUCUCAGGUUCUUAAAGUCCUUCAAGAGGCAGAGCUUCAGCCGCUAACUCAGCAGCUGGAGAAUGUCAGCAUCAGUGGAGAUGUCUCCGGUAUCCUUAAUCAGGCAGCAGUGGCUGAGAUUGCGACGACACCAAAAGAAGUGCUGACCUCUGAGCCAACACCAUCUGCUGUGGUACAGAGCCCAGAAGUUCAGAGGGAGAGUGCAGCUGCAAUGGAGGUCUCGAACCAGGAAACAACUGUGGCCAGUGCAGAGGACAGAGUAAAACUGCCAACAAAUUUUACAGACACUCAGGAUCCAGCAGAUGUGGAGUCAUUGGUUUUGGAAGAAAACGCUUCACAGGUCCAACAUGCGCCAGCUGGUGUGCAGCAGGCAUGGGAGCAGGAAGCCCACAAGUCAAUGCCAGCAGAGGGCAUCAAAGGACCAUCAAGCAACGAGGACACCGAGAAGAGUGUAGAGAAACAAACUGCAUCUGGACUAGCACAGAGCGAGGAGCCCCUGUUUAUGAAGCUCUGUUCCCCAGCCCACCGACGCACUGCCGCCCUUGCAAUCCUCUCAGCCCAGUCCUCUGUGGAUGAAUCAUCCUCCUCUCUGGCCUCUCGCUCACGCUCUGUGUCACCUCUGCGCUCCAAGCAUCAUGACGCCCUCCUCAUCGGCCUCUCCACAGGCAUGUUUGAUGCCAACAACCCCAAGAUGCUGCGAACCUGCUCUCUACCAGACCUCAGUCGUCUCUUCAGUUCUCAGCAGGGCUCUGCAGUGACUAAUGUUGUGAAUGCAGCCCCAGACCACAACUUGGAAAUUGAGGACCUGGAUGAGACAGCUAAAGACGAUGACCAAUCAGAGACUGAAGAUGCAUAUGAGGACAAGGACCUGCGCGAUGUCCGGGCGGCCAUGGAGAGACUGCUGCAAGAUGGUGACCUGAUGAGAAGCCCCCCAGAGGGUGGAGCUGGAGACUUCAACGGAAAUCCCCCAGACCAAGAGCUAUUCCAGAGGAUAGCAGCAGAGAUCAAUCAAAACAAUGAGAUGGCUGUCGAUGAUGACGAUGAUGACGAUGAUGACGAUGAUGAUGGUGAGGAAGAAGAGGAGGAGGAGGAAGAGGAGGAUGAAGAGGAUGAAGAUGAGGAUGAGGAAUGCUCUAAUGGAAGUCCUGGUGAUGAGGAGGCGGGGGAGCUGCUCAGCAAUGGUGUGGGCGAAGAGAACCAUGGAAACAAUCACCAGUUCAAUGAAGAGUGGCAUUCAGAUGGCAGUGGUGAGGAUCAGGGCGGUGAGGCUGAGCAUCACGACAGCAUCUUCAGUCGGUUGGAGGAACUUCGCUUCAACCUGGAGCAGCAGAUGGGCUUUGAGAAAUUCAUUGAGGCCUACAAUAAGAUUAAGGCUAUACAUGAAGAUGAAGAUGAGAACAUUGACCUGGGCUCCAGUUUGGUCCUGAGCAUUUUGGGAACGGAGCACCAGCAUCUGUAUCCCAACAUACUUCAUCUAGUGAUGGCAGACGGUGCAUACCAAGAAGAUAACGAUGAAUAAGGUUUGUGCAAUGGAGCUGCUGGCAGCAACGACAAUCUGCUAGCUGUUUAAUGUCUUCCCGUGACACACAUUAUUGGCAGAAGGAUCUAUGCAUGACAUGUUGCAGCCAUGCAUCCAACAGUGUUUCAGGCACACUUGCAUGAUAAAUAACUAGCGGCUGUAUUUCAUACUUUGACUAUCAGCAUCUGACACUACUUUCUAACCAGUGUUGAUUCAGAAGUGCACUAUGACGUCUGUGUUCUUAUUAACCAAAGUUAAUUAUGAGGUUUAUGUCUAAUCUAUAUGAAUGUCCAUGUCUGUAAAUGAAUGAAGUCUGUGUGUUCAAAUGUUUGUUUUUCAUUUCUUUGUUAAUUUACAAGCUGCAGUUCCAUUUAAUUUGGCAGACAGAUUUUUUCUGCUACGGUGCUAUUUGUCGCACGUUCAGCAACAUAGCUCCAAAAGAACAAGGUCACCCUCAAAGAAAGACAGUUCCUAAGACUGCUCAAAACCAGUUGAACCUCUUUUUCUUACAACUCUUUUCACCAAACAUGUAGUCAAAUGUUGUCUGACACCUUUUCCUAAUGCAUUUCUUACUGUUUCAGUUCAUCCAGUUAAGAUUGUUGUGAGACUGCUGUAUGUUGCCAUGGUACUGUAGCAGGAGGUGAUGAUCCAGUUCAGGUAGAUAUUCAGUGCAGAGAGUUGUACUGACGGUGUAAGCAAUGGCAUAUAUGGUAACAUAUUUGAUAAUGAAUUAAAUAUUGUAAAUCUUUAUAUGAAUAAACAUUUUCCUAAGAA
Sphaeramia orbicularis (orbiculate cardinalfish) is the source of this 5133-nucleotide messenger RNA. RefSeq names its product NIMA-related kinase 1 (gene nek1). Gene Ontology annotation, biological process: protein phosphorylation. Bases 97 to 4359 code for a protein of 1420 amino acids. Gene Ontology annotation, molecular function: protein kinase activity; ATP binding. The record is from RefSeq and is a predicted model, not a curated record. The transcript is spliced from 36 exons. NCBI's taxonomy places the organism in Eukaryota, Metazoa, Chordata, Actinopteri, Kurtiformes, Apogonidae.